Scleropages formosus (Asian bonytongue) is the source of this 906-nucleotide messenger RNA. It is a transcript of the gene her2, whose product is annotated as hairy-related 2. The coding region runs from base 67 to 534 and encodes 155 amino acids. The transcript is spliced from 2 exons. The record is from RefSeq and is a predicted model, not a curated record. Gene Ontology annotation, molecular function: DNA binding; protein dimerization activity. Gene Ontology annotation, biological process: regulation of DNA-templated transcription. Lineage: Eukaryota; Metazoa; Chordata; Actinopteri; Osteoglossiformes; Osteoglossidae.
CACGAGGACACACAGCGAUAACGAAGCUUUCGCUCCGCGACAGGGAAGCACCUUACAAGACCUGCCAUGGCGCCCAUCAAGCUUUGCAACGUGGGUCUGACCACGAAGGAAAAAAUUAAAUUAAGGAAGCCCGUGGUAGAGAAGAUGCGUAGGGACCGCAUCAACGGCAGCAUCGAGCAGCUGAAGGCGCUGCUCGAGACGGAGCUGAGAGCGAGCCGGAGCAGCUGCAAGCUCGAGAAGGCGGACAUCCUCGAGAUGGCCGUCCUCUACCUGAGGGACCACCUGCGCCCCACCGCUCCCAUCCCCCAGGGCUACGCCGAGGGCUUCGCCAAGUGCCUCCAGGAGACCGUGCGCUUCCUGUCGGCACACGACCGCCUCGGAGACUCGCACAAGAGGCUGCUGAGCCACUUCCACGUGGCGGAGCGGCGAGCGGACCGAGCAGAGAGCUGCCCCAGUCUGCCGGGGGUGGCUGGACACUCGGCGCCGAAGGGCGCAGCGGUGCCGGAGCGCGGCAGGCUCUGGAGACCGUGGUGAAGACCGAGUCCUCACGCGGGAGGAGCGCGAGCCAGAGGGCGGGGCGGGGCCGACUGCCACUGUGUCCUCUUCGAGUAGGAAGUGUGUUCCAUUCUAACGCUGUAACUAUGUAGGCAAAAGUUGUGGUGAUCCGCUAAUAUUGGGUAUUCUGUAUAGAAUGCGACAUUUUCCCUCCGUAUUCGCAUUUAACAAUGCUUUAUUAAUUUAACUUCUGUGAAGAUUAAUUCUCUUUACAUAUUGUAAAAUUGCGCUGUGUUUUCUCAGAUUCAUGCUGAAUUAGAGAUGUUUUGCACCGAGGGUGUGACGAGAAUAUAUUUUUUUUUUUUUUUCUCUGAAAUUGUUUUGUAUUCUCUGGUAGAUACCUUUACUUCU